AUGCACAUGCUCAGCCCUGACGGUAUCUCGCACACAUUCGACGAUCGAGCUAAUGGAUAUGGUAGAGGAGAUGGUAUUGCCUCCUUAGUCCUCAAACGACUGUGUGAUGCCAUUCGAGACGGCGAUACUAUACGUGCCGUCAUACGCGGCACUGGUGUUAACGCCGAUGGUAAGACACCUAGUGUCACACAACCUAGCGCCAAAGCACAAGCCGAUCUAAUCAAUCAGACCUAUGAGGAUGCAGGCUUGGAUCAGUCAGAUACGGGGUACUUUGAAUGCCACGGUACUGGUACACCCGUAGGUGACCCUCUGGAAUUGACUGCUAUUGCCACCACCAUCGGAGCGGCAAGGCGAUCAGCCGGGAAAUCUCCACUCCCUAUUGGUAGUAUCAAGCCAACCGUGGGCCAUACAGAAGGAUGUGCUGGCCUAGCAGGAGUGUUCAAAGCUAUCCUGCUGCUCGAAAAAGGAAUGCUGGUACCCACGUACGGCGUGCAAAGUGUGAACCCAAAGCUCAAACUUGAUGAUUGGCACCUUACUCUCCCACAAAGUCUUGUAAAGUGGCCCACAACAGAACUUCGCCGAGCUAGUGUUAACUCUUUCGGAUUCGGAGGCGCCAAUGCCCAUGCUAUUCUGGACGAUGCUUACCACUACUGCCAACAAAGAGGUCUUGUUGGCGACCACAACACGACUAUACCUCGCCCAGACUUGGCCGAAAGAACGGAUGACGGCCAAGAGACAGAUGUCACCAUCGGUGCUUUCAAACAGUUGUUCCUUUUCACUGGAAAAGACAAGUCCGGUGCUCAGCGGGUGGCCGAUAGAUUGAACACGUGGCUGCAGAAUGAAGCCAUGGAAAAUAACACAAAAAAUCUUGCAUAUACCCUCGCUAUGCGCCGUACGCAUCUGGAGCAUCGGGCUUUUACGGUUGCCCGAUCGCGAUCGGAGCUCACAGAGCGACUCGCAAAGGGAUUGCCAGCAGCUAUUCGAUCACAGCGCUAUGGCAAUAACCUUGUUAUGAUAUUCACUGGCCAGGGUGCUCAGUGGGCAGGAAUGGGUCGCGAACUCCUCGAAAUUCCUGCGUUCCGCCGUAGCAUAGAGACUUCACAGUCCUACCUCAAGGCUUUAGGCUGCAGAUGGGAUGCAACCGAAGAGUUGACAAACACAAACAACACGAAGAUCAACCUUCCGGAAUACAGUCAGCCUCUCUGUACAGUGGUUCAGAUAGCUCUUGUUGACAUACUACGAUCCUGGAAGAUUUUACCAACCGCCACCAUUGGGCACUCCAGUGGCGAGAUCGCAGCUGCAUAUGCCGCUGCGCUGCUAUCUCAACACGAUGCAGUAAAGCUGGCUUACUUCCGCGGGCUCAGCUCUUCAGCUGUUUCUAGAAAAGGUGCAAUGAUGGCUGUCGGGCUUGCCCAAGAUGAAGCUCAGAAGUAUCUCGAGAACGUCCCCCCUGGAUCUGCUGUUGUAGCUUGUAUCAACAGUCCUUCUAGUGUGACUCUGUCGGGAGAUGUUGAAGCUAUCGAUCAGCUGGAAAUUCUGAUUUCUCGAGAUGGCAAGUUUGCCCGUAAACUGGAGGUUGUCACUGCGUACCAUUCUCCUCACAUGAAGGAGGUCUCAGGGACCUAUCUCCAGAGUAUUGGAGAUAUAGUACCACUCCAGAGACACACUGUGGGUGAUGCCCCCGUCAUGUACUCAUCUCUUACUGGUUGCAUCAUCUCUUCUGCCGAGGAAUUGAACGCUCAAUAUUGGGUCGACAACAUGCAGAAUCCAGUGCAAUUCUCUCAAGCUUUGCUGGCCUUACUAAAACACAGAAAAGCCAACCCAGAUAGUCAUCGCCAAGUUCUUGUGCAGUGGGGGGGUCUACUUGAAGUUGGACCCCACGCCGCUCUGCAAGGACCAUUGCGGCAAACUAUCGACACAGGCAGCAACCAGUUUGCCAAAUCUGCACCUUACAUAUCAAUGCUCUUCCGUGGCAAAGAUGCAUCAGAGACAUCUUUAACUGCCGCAGGAGUACUCUGGUCCGCAGGCUACAACGUUGACUUGAAUGCGGUCAAUAAUUUCGCAGCCUCCAAUCGGUCGGGCAUGCUUGUCAUGGCCUUGGAAGGUGCACUACUCACUGCUGACUCCUCCAAGACGGUCAAAGGCUUCCGAAUGAAUGAUGUAAUGUUCGCGCGCGGAAUGGUGAUAUCUCUCGAUGAUAGUGCGCCGGUAGAGACACGCUUGAGUUUCCAUCCACACAGCACGAAACCCGGGUCGUUUGAGUUCUCGAUCUUUUCAAUGACGAAUGGCCCGCCGUGGGCCGUAGUACCGUAUAGCAUUGACGAGAUCUAUGUCGCCCUUGAUCAGCCGAAGGAACCAGGGACUCUCUACUCUGGAUAUGGCCGAUUGCUGUCGCAUCGCGGCCGUGAAAUCACAAGUGAACUAGUGGUAUCCGACCAAGAGUGGUCAGAGCCGAAGCUCACAAUCAAAAACUUUGGUCUUCGUCAAGUCACGUCUGAUAAAGCAGGCCACGUCACUACAACCACCAACAAAACAAACUCCAAGAUGAUCAAAAAUUGCGCCAACAUCUCUUGGGUCCCUGACCUCGAGUUCUUGGCUGACGGUGGGGAUCUCACAAAGUUGAUAUUAUCCGGGACGGAGGCUUAUCCAAUGGACACCUGGCUAGACGCCAUAUUCCUGAAGCAAGCAAACAGCACAGCACUGAUCAUUUUGUUUGAUGAGUCUGAACGUAAUGUGGAGAUUCUUGUUCGUCUGAAGACCAGGACUUACGGACCUAGCAAGAUUUUUGCCUUUGCUACAUCUCAACCCGGAUCCGAGGUGAUGCGAGCUGCGCUUGGUGCAAGUUCUGAGAAUUUGAACAUAAGCUAUGAUUGGCUACCAACGAGCCAAAUUUUCCAGAAGCUUGCGCCAGAAGCAAAUGAUCUUGUCAUCGCUUUAGGAGUUCCGGACAUCGCCAACAACGCUGCAAUUCUCACUAGGCUGUCUCCACUAGCUUGUCUCACCUAUAUCAAGGAGCCGAGUGAAGAAGAUAUUGUUCUGUCAGGGAGGACUUGUGUCAGCCGCCUGGAGGAGGAUAAAAUUUGCUUCCUGUUCGCAACGAGGACGAGUCCAGACUUGACUGAGCUACCAAGCUCAAUUGUGCUUCUCCUGCCUGCCCAGCCAUCCGAUAAUCUUAGCACGCUCGCAAACAUGAUUCAAGCGAGGCUUGAUGGCUUUGGUACGUCGGUAACACAGUCAGGAUUGUCUGCAAGCAGCAUUGCUUCGCUUGGCGGAAAGUCAGUGAUCUCGCUCCUUGAAAUCGAUAGUCCGCUGGUGUAUGAAUGGAACGAAGAACAGUUCAGCGCAUUCAAGGACCUCGUAUCUACGGUCAGACAUCUUUUCUGGAUCGCUCGUGGUAGCGUGCUCGAAAGCUGGUCGGGCGGUGUCGAAUUCGCAACAAGCCAGGGUCUGUUCAGAGUCAUGCGUAACGAAUAUCCAAUGGCAAUCUUGCCGAGCCUGAACUUAUCUGCCGUGGCAGAAAUCUGCAACGCCAAAUACGCAGAUCUUGUUCUGGAUGUUUGGCGAGCGUCGUUAGAUGAGCAUGGAGAAAUGGAAUAUGUUGAAGCCAAUGGCUUGAUAUACGUUCCGCGUGCAACCGAGAAUGCUGGUUUCGAUUACGAACUGCAGCUAGCAAGCAAUACGGCGAGUCCAACCUUGGCGGCGUUGGACGUUUCAGGAGAACCGCUCAAGGCGAGCCAGUCCCCCGACUCUAGAGACUGUAUCUGGAUCCCAGACGACGAAGCAAAUUCACCGCUGGGAGCAGAUGAGGUCGAAGUCAAUGUUGAAUGCGCGGGGCUCGGAAGCGGCUCAACACUAGAUUCUGUUCGUCAUGCUGUUGGCAUUGUUACACGUCGUGGCGAUUCUGUCACAGCUUUUGAGCUUGGUCAACAUGUCAUCGUGUUCUCCACCGCUGCCGCGAGAACUCAUAUACGCCAGAAUCAGGCUAUGGUCGUGUCAAAACCUGAUUACCUAGAACCGCAUGAUGCUGUUGCGCUUGUUGAGCCGGUAGUGACUGCACAGUAUGCACUUAUUGAGUUGGCACGGUUGAGUCAGGGACAACUGUGUCUGUUCGAUAACGCAGGAAGUGCUGUCGGCCAAGCCUUGAUGCAAGUCGCGAAAGCGGUUGGCUCUGAUAUGUUCGCUUUGGUACAUAAUAAAGCAGAGCGAGACUUGAUUGUGGAUCGAUUUGCAAUCCCCACAGAUCACGUCUUUGACUCGGCCCUGAAUAAUUUUGUGCCGCUCAUUGAGAGCGCCAUCAACCAACGCGGAAUUGACGUGUUUGUCAGCCAGCACUCGGGUACACAUAUCGCUGGAGCCGUGUCUAUUAUGAGCGCAUUUGGUCAUUUUGUCGAUAUCACAACUGAGGGUCCCAGAGUUUCUCUUCCAUCGGCCUCCAACAUAACACUUACUCGCGUUGACGUGAAAGCAGUAGUAAAGGGCAGGAAGAAUGUCGUCAGCAGACUUUUCCAACAAGCGUUCACCGAGUACAGCCUCCAAGGCCCUUCACACAUGGUAGCCAUACCAGCCACUAACCUACCAGCCGUACUGAACAAUGUCCGGGCCGAACAAACCGUCAUAACACUUCAUGAUGCAACUCCUGUGCUCAUGCCUCCGCCACCCGCGCGCGAGUUGGAACUCGAUGGUCAAGCGACCUACGUGCUCGUUGGUGGACUAGGUGCUCUAGGGCUGGAAAUCGCCGGCUGGAUGGUGAACUGCGGUGCCAAACAUCUUGUUUUUUUGUCUCGGGCAGGCGGGUCGAAGAAUCACGAUGAUCUGCAGAGGUUAUCCGAGCGUUUCGUGCAAGCUGAAGCCUACAAGUGUGAUGUGAACGACGCAGCCAGUGUUGCCCGUGUCUUUGAUACGCUCAAGGUGGGCGGUAAGCGAAUUGCCGGAGUGGUUCAACUUGCGAUGGUUCUUCAAGACUGCAUUUUCGAAAACAUGUCCUUCCGUCAGUGGCGUAAUGCAAUCAGUCCCAAGACUGAGGGCUCAUGGAACCUUUUGGCCAAUAUCUCGCCGGGCGAUAAAUCUUUCUUCAUCCUGCUUUCGUCUAUCACAGGUGUUAUAGGCAACAAAGCCCAAGCAAAUUACGCUUCCGGAAACACCUUUGAGGACGCGUUGGCGCAUUAUGCUCGUACUCAUUUAGGCAUCAACGCUACCAGUAUUGAUGUCGGAUUGGUAUCUGACUCAUCACACUUUACCACGGCCGGAGCAUUCGGUGAUCUCGAAAGCUAUGUAAGGCGGUAUCAGCACGGUUGGCGCGGUCUACAGACCAACCUUACAGAGCUCGGCGUCGUCAUGCGGGCCAUCAUGCGCGGCUCCACCACAAAUGGACAAGAGGCACCUGCACAGCUGGUGCUAGGCUUAGGUGACGGCAUCAAGCACAAUGAGAGCAUGGGAGGCUUCUCACGAGACAAGAAGUUUCAGCUACGCGUUGUCGGAAAAGGAGACGAAGCCGAAGGCGUUGAUGCAAAGCAGGACGUAGGCGCCCUCUUGUCUAAUGCAACGACUAUGUUGGAGGCGACAGCAGUUGUAGAAGAUAACAUCAAGGAAAUGAUCGCUGCGUCCAUGAGUAUUGGUAUAGAAGAGAUCGAUCCUCAAAAACCUCUAUUUGAAUAUGGUGGCAAGUCCUCCCUUUCGCUUUUCGAAAAUGCUUUCAACAUUUCGCUAACUCCUGUAGUUGAUUCUCUACAAGCCGUGGAAAUUAGGAACCGGGCUCAGAAGUUUAUGCGUAGCGAUAUUUCCGUCUUCGAUAUCUUGAGUGCAAUGCCACUGGCGGAUGUAUCUGCCAAAAUUUCAGCGAGGAGUCAAUUGGUCAAGGUAACCGAUAGUGAAGAAUAG
Molecule: messenger RNA, 5877 nt
Organism: Parastagonospora nodorum SN15
Lineage: Eukaryota; Fungi; Ascomycota; Dothideomycetes; Pleosporales; Phaeosphaeriaceae
Exons: 3
Coding region: 1-5877 (1958 amino acids)
Molecular function (GO): acyltransferase activity; oxidoreductase activity
Source: RefSeq, a predicted model, not a curated record